GCGAAGCCGCGAGAGCACCAACUACCAAAGUCCACAGAAAAAGUCAAAUUAUCUUAUUGUCCUAGCAUAACCAAAAUGACACCGAUCUAUCAAACAACAACAAGAAGCUACUUUUAUUUCAGAGUUUCAUUAAAAUACUAUGUUGAAUCAAAGAGUUACAAAAUCCUGCGCCUACCGUGAAGCCGAUCAGAUUGCGCGUCAAGUUGCACUCUCUAGAAAAGACGUCAAAAGAAGUCUUCUUGUCGGGAGUGAGACGGCUGAUAUUCAGGCAAACAAGUUGUAGUUUUUCUUUUCUCAUGUGAGUGUUCAUUAACCUUACUCAUCCUAGGUGAAGUGGGACAGUUGAAGAAACAUUAUGAGGGAUUUCACAACUGGUUCCAGUUCUACCGUUUACAGACGACCACAAAUGAAUUAACCAAUGUCGAGGUGGCUUCAGUGACGUAUGACACAGAGCCUACUUUUAUGCAGGGCCUGGAUUUCACUUGGGACGUCGCUAAGAAAAGGGGCGGUGGCAGCAGCUUGUUUGUUGGAACAAGCCCAGCGUUUGAUUUUGCCAUUUUCAGUGUCUGUGCUCUUUCCAUAUUUAAACCACCAAACCAACUGACAGAAUGCUCUUGUCAAAUUCACAAAACCAUCUUAAGAAUUACAGCGAAGGAAAUUUCUGUCAAAGAGAAAAAGGUUAUGACUCCAAAAGGCAAGGUUAACACAGCCUACCCAUCGGCUGUUAUCGCUGAUCCAAUGUGCACAAGCGUUGAUCCCAACACGAGAACAAAUUGUGGAACGGCUGGGAUAGACGAACACACCUGUGGAGAAAGAGGCUGCUGCUUUGACUGGCAGCAAUACACUGCCCAAACCCAUAUGUGUUUUUAUCCUGCAAACCACGAAUGUCAUGUCGCCCCUCCCCACACUAAAGUAGAUUGCGGUUCUCCACCUGGAAUAACCAGGAUUCAGUGCGAACAAGAAAAGAACUGUUGUUUUGACGAAAGCCCUGCCCAAGGUGCUCCUAAAUGCUAUCAAAAAGUUCCAAAAGAAACAAAGUGAAAAGAUGGAGAAGGACCUUUUUCACAUAUGAUUUUGUGAUGAGACUGCAUCAACGCCAUGUGAAAAGAAAGUUCACGAUGAAUAACUUAAAAUACAUAUUGCGCUUUAAUAAACAUCGGUGUGGCACAGAAGCAAAAAAAGUGUGUUGCUGAAUGUUGUGUUGAUCACUUUAGUUAUUAAGACAAGAACGGUUAUCGUCCAUCCCUGAGGGCCGGUGUCACUAACGUAAUGUGACAUUGUGGUCUCAAACCCCUUUCUCUGAAUUCAGCUACCCAUACAGGCCUUAAUCCGAAGGAUAUCCCUCUCCGGUUAAAUCAAGAUCACUCCCGGCUUCAGAAGUUACUGGAGGACCUUGAAGUGGUCGAUCCAGUGAUGCGAAUUUUACUCGUGUGGAUUGCCCUAGCGAAAAAUCUACGCAAUGUGUGUGGUACAUAAUAUCAGCGGGAGGAAUGGAUACCAUAUAAGUACCGCAGAGAAAUGGUAGGAAAUUUUCCUAGCAUUCCUUACAUACUCUCACUAGGGGAAGGCGUCAUAAU
Molecule: messenger RNA, 1577 nt
Organism: Orbicella faveolata
Lineage: Eukaryota; Metazoa; Cnidaria; Anthozoa; Scleractinia; Merulinidae
Product: uridylate-specific endoribonuclease B-like
Molecular function (GO): RNA endonuclease activity
Source: RefSeq, a predicted model, not a curated record